AUGCCCGGCGAGCUGGCCGCCAGCUGCCGCGAGCUCGCGGCGCCCAAGCGCGAGGCCAGGGCGCUCCGCCUCUGCACUCGAGGCGAGCUGGCGUUGCGGCGGCCCAGGCGCGCCAUCGAGGCCGCUGGCCGGGCGAUGACGCUCUUCUCAGAGCAGGGCGACACCCAGAGCGCCGACGAGAUGCGGGCGCUCUUCGCCCGGGCACAGAGCCUCAGGGAGGCCAUGCGCGAGGCCGCGCGCGAAGCCCGCCAGGCCUGGCUGCUCUUCAAAGAGCGAGGCGACCCCAGCUUGCUUUUUGAGGCGGCGAAAAACUGCCACGAUGCCCAGCACCAGUUCGAUGACCAGAACGUGCUGCUCUUGCGGCGCCUCUGA
Messenger RNA from Effrenium voratum, 372 nucleotides. NCBI's taxonomy places the organism in Eukaryota, Dinophyceae, Suessiales, Symbiodiniaceae. The record is from the annotation of a GenBank genome assembly.